This is a messenger RNA of Phlebotomus argentipes, 1065 nucleotides long. RefSeq lists its product as uncharacterized. The transcript is spliced from 3 exons. The record is from RefSeq and is a predicted model, not a curated record. The coding region runs from base 141 to 599 and encodes 152 amino acids. Lineage: Eukaryota; Metazoa; Arthropoda; Insecta; Diptera; Psychodidae.
ACGCUUCCAAUUGCUGCCCAGUUCUCUCGAUGAUCGCGCUCUCGGACAAAAAGUGAAAAGACUGUGACUCUACCUGACUUACCGUGUGAUCGUGCUGUGAUCUAAGACACCCCCUCUCACCACCCCCUGUGCCGCCUUGAAUGUGUUUCGCUGCCCGCUCCAGUGACAAUCCCGCGAUUCGCGCCACAAAGUCUGCCCAGGAGUCGCUCGCCGUUUUCCUCUUCGACAUUUGCCAAGAUUGUUUAACGAUGCCUUCGCUGCCUCAAGGGGCUUUCGCCGCCUGCAAGGUUGGCCAGAAGAUGAACAGCGAGAAGGAAUCUGCGGUGAUGAGGCGUUCUGCGCUGUUCGGCCAGGACAAGCAGCACUACAGCAACAACAAGAAGCUGAUGGAAUACACGCCAGCCAAGUACAAUGGCAAGAUGAUGAUGAGUAUUUGGGGAUUGUACAAUAAGUACUCGCCGCACAACAUCAAGAAUGUCUCCGACGCUGAUGAGGCGUGGAAAGUGGCUCCUGAGCAGGGAAAAUACUUCACUGCUCAGAAUGUGAAUGACACCCGGAGCUCCUUCUGGGACGCCACUGCCACUUUUCCACGCCAUUGAGGAGGAAAAUCCGGCAUAGUUGUUCUCCUGAUGUAGAAUUUUCAGUGAGAAAUAAAUAUAUCAUGCCAGAACCGUUGCCGUUUUACUGCCAAAUGACGCAAUUAACUGCCGCCUGUAUCACUUGUCUUGGCUUGUUUACGCCCCAACAUCCUCUUAUCACCACCAAGGCGAGCAUUGAUUCUGGAUUUUUGUAGAAAAAUCUCACUUUUCAAUUAAUUCACUACAUUGACGGUUACUUUUCUUCACUGGCCAUUCAAAAAUUCAAGCACGAUUGGAAUUCCCGCAUGGCGGCGCUGGGUGCCAUUGUUGCCAGAUUGAAGAAGUGCAGAAAAAGCUCAAUUCAGUGAAAGUUUAUUCAGUGGUUUUCUCGUGAUAAAAUGCCCUUUUGCCGGAAAGGAGCAAUUAGCGGAGUGCAGUGAGGUCGUCCGCAGGAUGCCUUCCUAGUGGGGCGACGAAGGGAGUCAAG